UAAGAGUUGCAGGUCACCGAGCCUCGAGAACCAGGAGUGCCCACCCCUGAAUUACACGAUCAAAUCCAGAAUCUUCUGACUUCGGCACUUUUUGUUCUGCCGGCAGAAAUUCCGAGUCUCAGAUGCGCCUCAAACGCAGCAACCUUAGGUAGCCAAUCAGAGAGCAGUAGUAUGACCAGACCGGAAGAAGAGCUCUGCUCGAUCAUGAUCGAUGACCAGCUCGUUUGACCGUGUUUAUCUGUCUCCUGGUUGACCCGGGAGUCCAUACCCGCCCAGAACCUCCCGCAGAACCUGUCUGGAUUCAAUAAAUGAAUCAAUAACAUGAUCAGGUUCUGCAGAGGAUCCGGUCCAAAGAGGACAACGUCCGUUUGAAAGCGGAGACUUAAAGAGUUCCGACCGAUCAGAACACCUGACUAACGGGAGGUUCAGGUUCCGGCAGGCCCAGGAUGGAGACCCAGUCAGAGUUUUUCUUCUGCAGCGGAGCAGCCACCGAGGUUCUGAAAGUCGGUUCCUCUCAGCUGUCAAGAGAAGAAGUGCUGCUGCUCCUGAUCCCAGGAAACCCAGGGGUCGUGGGCUUCUAUGAGAGCUUCAUGCGGACGUUGCACGGCAUGCUGGGAAGGCCCGUCUGGGCGGUGAGCCACGGCGGCCACUGCACUCCUCCGGACGCCAUGGACCUUGUUGAAGAUGGCGCGGCGGCGGCACGACGGGACGUUUUUGGACUGGACGGACAGAUCCAACACAAGCUGGCUUUCAUCCGGGACCGGGUCCCCAGAGGAACCCGGUUGGUUCUGGUGGGCCACUCCAUCGGCUGCUACAUGAUCCUGGAGAUGAUGAGGAGGAGCCCCGAGCUGGAGGUCCUGAAGGCCGUGCUGCUGUUCCCCACCAUCGAGCGGAUGGCCCAGAGCCCGCAGGGAAAGGUCAUGACCCCGAUGCUGUGCCAGCUGCGCUACCUGGCCUACCUGCCGCUCUUCCUGCUGUCGCUGCUACCGCAGCGCGUCGCCACCCUGCUGGUCCGCCUGGUACUGCGCGGCGUGCCGGCACUGGACCCCUGCGUGUUGCGGCCGGUGCUGCAGUUGUUCUCCGGAGAUUGUACAGUAAACUCCAUGUACCUGGGCGGCCAGGAAAUGAGGAUGGUUCAGGAAAGAGACAACGUUACCAUCCAGAAGUACCUGGACAGGCUCAUUUUCUAUUAUGGAGCCACGGACCACUGGUGUCCGGUCAGCUACUUCCAGGACAUGAGGAGGGACUUCCCGCACGGAGACAUCCGGCUGUGUGAGCGAGGCAUUCGGCACGCCUUCGUCCUGGAUGCGGGGCAGGAAGUGGCUCAGAUGGUGGCCGCGUGGAUCGGCGGCUCUCUGUCGGCGUGAGGUUCCACACCUGAGAACCCAAAACCUGCCAGGCGAAACCCAGGGCGAAACGGUCCAUCUGAAUAUUGAUCUCUGACUUGCUCCCACACAGAUCGUCACUAAAUCCUUCAGUGCCUGAAGCUUCAUCACAAUGUGUGGAAUCAGAAUUCACAUUGUUGUUUGGCUCAUGCAGUUAUUAAUAGAUUAACCAAUAAUUCAUUCAAUUAUUGAUAAAAUGAAUUCUGUGGUUUUGGCAGCACCUCAAACAGUGGCACUAGAAAUGUAGAGAAUCUGAAUUCUGUGGGACAAAAUGUUGGACUUCAGUAGGUUUAGCUAUGAAAUAAAAUGCUGCAAUCAUUAGUAACACUAGAUUAUUAGACGAAAAGCUAAACAGCUAGUUUAGUUUUUCAUCUAACUAAACCAAUCGUUAGCAGGUGAUGCUGCUCCACAACUGAGCUGCUAGCAAUUUAAUGAACCAGACAUACAUUUAAUGAGCCAUUAAUGCAUAAAAUAAAAUGCAUUUGAAAUUUAUUAUUGUAAUUAAUUUAGCACUUAAUGAAUUUAACUGUUAAUUUGUGGUUUUAUUUUUCCAAUCAAUUGUGUUGUAAUAAAUUUAUUUUGAGUAACUAUUUUU
Messenger RNA from Gambusia affinis (western mosquitofish), 1980 nucleotides. It is a transcript of the gene ldah, whose product is annotated as lipid droplet associated hydrolase. Gene Ontology annotation, cellular component: lipid droplet. NCBI's taxonomy places the organism in Eukaryota, Metazoa, Chordata, Actinopteri, Cyprinodontiformes, Poeciliidae. Gene Ontology annotation, biological process: lipid storage. Gene Ontology annotation, molecular function: lipase activity. Bases 447 to 1367 code for a protein of 306 amino acids. The transcript is spliced from 7 exons. The record is from RefSeq and is a predicted model, not a curated record.